AUGAAGUAUCACCCAUGGAGAAGACAUGGAUCUCUGUCUCAUGAGUUCCUUCUAGCACAUAAUAAUGUUCGUGCCAAGUACGGAAUGCCCCCAUUAAUAUGGGACAAAAGACUAGCGCACUAUGCUCGUCGACAUGCUUCGAAAUUGGUUGGGAAUUGCUCCAUGGUGCAUUCGGUAGGCCAAUAUGGAGAAAACCUAUUUUGGGGUAAACUUGAACAUUGGACACCAUCUCGUAUUGUUGAAGAUUGGGCUAAGGAAUCCGAAUUUUUUGAUCUAAAGGGAGGGAAAUGUACAAAGGAUUGGACAGAAUGUGGACAUUUUACUCAAAUUAUUUGGGCAGAUACUACACGUGUCGGAUGUAAUCGUCUUAAGUGCGUUGGAUCAAACAAAGGUUAUAUUGGAAUAUGCAAUUAUGAUCCACCUGGAAAUGUGGUUAACCAAAGCCCCUUCAUUCGAAAUAUUAAAUCAUCAGCUGUUAUUAAUGUCAAUUCUUCACAACCAAAAUUUCGUUCAUAA
Chenopodium quinoa (quinoa) is the source of this 516-nucleotide messenger RNA. Its product is annotated as pathogenesis-related protein 1C-like. The record is from RefSeq and is a predicted model, not a curated record. The transcript has a single exon. Gene Ontology annotation, cellular component: extracellular region. Lineage: Eukaryota; Viridiplantae; Streptophyta; Magnoliopsida; Caryophyllales; Amaranthaceae. Bases 1 to 516 code for a protein of 171 amino acids.